Molecule: messenger RNA, 1602 nt
Organism: Westerdykella ornata
Lineage: Eukaryota; Fungi; Ascomycota; Dothideomycetes; Pleosporales; Sporormiaceae
Product: Thioesterase/thiol ester dehydrase-isomerase
Exons: 3
Coding region: 63-1466 (467 amino acids)
Biological process (GO): acyl-CoA metabolic process
Cellular component (GO): mitochondrion
Molecular function (GO): fatty acyl-CoA hydrolase activity
Source: RefSeq, a predicted model, not a curated record
AGAGGAGACCUCGGAACGUUGCUCGGACUCAACCACCCCUCGUAUUUGGCUUCAACAACGACAUGGCGAACACCAGAGCGAUGGGGUUUCGCCGCCUGAGGCUCAGAUCAAAGGGAUUCGCCUCCCCUCCUCGCCCAUGGCCCACCCGAGCAUUUCAAACAAGUGCCGCGAAGCGGACGGACGGCGUCUUUCGAGAGCUCACGGCGAUGCGAGUGCAGACGCCAUGGAUCGAGGCACUGAGAAAGAAGCAGGCCGAGGAUGCCGACCCAAGCUCCGCGUCGAAGAAGCAGGAAGUCUCAGCGGAUCGCAAAUUGACACCAAAGCGGAUGAGCGACAGUUAUCACUCGCUUGUCCUUCCUUUGGCGCAAGAUCCGUGGCUGCUCGAUAGCUAUCUGAACGCUUCCGGGCACAUACGGCUGGGGACGCUGUUCAUGGACCUUGAUGCUCUCUCUGGUAUCAUUGCAUACAAACACACAGGGCCGGACGUCACUACUGUUACCGCCUCGUGCGACCGCAUCAUCCUGAAAAACCCAUUGACCGAAAUCUGCGACUUGCAACUCUCCGGACAGGUAACAUAUGCUAGCGGCAGGAGCAGUAUGGAAGUCACAAUGCAGGUUGCGAAAGCGCCAAAGGAGGGCGAAUCCGUGAAGGAAGAAGACGUCCUGAUCAAAUGCGCCUUCACCAUGGUCUCGCUGGACCCAGUCACGAAGAAGCCCGUCAACGUCAACCCGCUCCAGGUCGAGACCCCCGAGGAAAAGCGGCUCUACGCGCUCGGCGAGCAGAACUCCGAAAUCCGCAAAGCGCACAAGCAAACCUCUCUCAUCAAAACCACUCCCAAUGAUCUCGAAAGCGACCUCAUCCAUGCCUUUUGGCAGAGGCAACUCCAAUACCACGACCCUUAUGACGAACUGCGCAAACCAGACAACACACACUUCAUGGACACGACUCGGUUACAGACGGCUACCAUCAUGCAGCCGCAGUUCCGCAACCGCCAUCACUUUAUGAUAUUCGGUGGCUUCCUACUGAAGCAGACGUUCGAACUGGCCUUCACGUGCGCAGCAGCCUUUGCCCGCGCACGCCCAACCUUCGUCUCCCUCGACCCGUCCACUUUCCAAAACCCCGUCCCUGUCGGCAGCAUCCUGUAUCUCACCGCCACGGUCGUCUACACGGACCCGCCGCUCAUAGGCGCGCCUGGCGAGACGUUUGACCAAGACAGCAAAUACACGCGCGUGCAGGUGCGCGUCGAUUCCAAAGUGCGGGACGUGGAGCACGGACGGUCCAAGCCGACGGGCCAGUUCAACUACACGUUCACGGUGGAGAAGAACAUUCGCGUCAUGCCGAGGACGUAUCAGGAGUACAUGAUGUAUCUGGAUGCGAGGAGGAGGGCGGAGCUGGUCAAGGAGAGUGUCAAGAGGGAGGGCAGUGGGUGGAAUCCAAAGGCUGCGGAGGAUAGUUUGACGGAGUAGUAGGUGGGUCACCGUUGUGCAGGAUAGGUGUUGGUAUAUGACUUGGAUGAUAUAAGGGGGGUUUGUAUUCCAUCUAUGUAGAUCAGGACCAGGCGCAAGCCAAUAGAGAGUAAUGAUAGAAGAGAUUGAUUCAGCC